AUGAGAUUUGCGAACACGCUUUUAACGGUUUUGUUGAGCAAAAUUAAUCUUAGCCUCCUAAGCGCUAAUGCAAUAGAAGGUAUUUUCGACCCAAAUUGUUUUGUGGUGAAUAGUGAGUGUCCGAACAAGAAUGUCACCUUUUGGUUGUACACAAAUGCAACAGCUAAUGAACCCUUGCUGCUUGAUCCACUCAACUUGAAGCAAACGGAUUUCCCCACACGUCGGCCAGUUAAAAUACUAAUACAUGGCUAUACAGGAGAUCGCGACUUUGCGCCCAACACCUACAUACGCCCAGUGCUGCUGCAGCACGAAGAUGUCUAUGUCAUCUCACCCGAUUAUGGGCCCUUGGCGCGCGACCCUUGCUACAUCCAAGCUGUGGAGAAUCUGCCACUGGUUAGCCGCUGUCUGGCGCAAUUGAUUAAUAACCUUGUGGCGCAGGGCAUUGUGGAGAAUGAGGACAUACAUGUCAUUGGGUUUAGCUUGGGUGGACAAGUGGCUGGUCAAACCGCGAACUAUGUGCAAAAGAAGCUGACGCGCAUAACUGGACUGGAUCCUGCGAAACCUUUGUUUAUCACCGCCGGCAAUGAUCGCAAAUUGAGUAAAGAUGAUGCAGAUUUUGUCGAUGUCAUACACACAGAUGUAAUGGCACGUGGCAUGAUGCACCCAAUGGGACAUGUGGACUUUUACCCGAAUUUCGGUUAUGUGCAGCCCGGUUGCCAAGCAGAAGCAGAACCCAGUAGCUGUAACCAUGAACGCGCGCCACGUUUCUAUGCAGAAUCCAUCAAUCCAAAGCAUGAAUUCUGGAGUAGUCGCUGUGCGAAUUGGCUUCAUUUCAUACUGAAUAUUUGCAAUCUGGACUCCAAUGAUGCCAUGAUGGGUUAUUAUGUGGAUAAAAGCCUUAGCGGCACAUAUUUCCUCAAAACCUCGAACUCAACGCCAUUCGCUUUGGGCCGCGCGAAAGAUAAACCGGCAUAGGUGCAGACAAGUUGGCGCCAUAACUACGAUCUGCACAUGUUGGACGAUAAGGCUUGCGAACAGAUACUGAUGUGUCGCUUUUUGAAAUAUGGCGCCGAAAGUGCAGUGGGAAUGGUGGAGCAGAUGUCACCAAAUAAUUUAUGAAUGGGAAAAGGUGGUUGAACUAGUAGCUAAGUAUGUAUAUGCAAAAGAGGGCAGUAGAUGAUGUUUUGAGCGGGGAAGAAUUCAUUUUUUUUCUUGUUGUUAAAAAUCUAGGAAAGAA
Messenger RNA from Rhagoletis pomonella (apple maggot), 1237 nucleotides. Its product is annotated as pancreatic triacylglycerol lipase. Gene Ontology annotation, biological process: lipid metabolic process. The record is from RefSeq and is a predicted model, not a curated record. Gene Ontology annotation, molecular function: lipase activity. Lineage: Eukaryota; Metazoa; Arthropoda; Insecta; Diptera; Tephritidae. The transcript is spliced from 6 exons.